Hypoxylon trugodes is the source of this 620-nucleotide messenger RNA. RefSeq lists its product as uncharacterized. Lineage: Eukaryota; Fungi; Ascomycota; Sordariomycetes; Xylariales; Hypoxylaceae. The transcript has a single exon. The record is from RefSeq and is a predicted model, not a curated record. Bases 263 to 532 code for a protein of 89 amino acids.
UGAUACAGGAAGUGUUCCUGACCGUUGGGUCCGAACCAGGAAACGAACUACUAAGAUAAAUCCCCCCUCACCUUUUCGCGCAGCUUACGUAUUCUACACCGCGCGACGCCCAUCUAUUAUGUACACGUGUAUGGAAAUAUGGACUUGAGCAUGUGCAAGUGCAUGGUAUACUACCUGUAAUGUCCCCCCGGGAAUAACAAGCUCCAGGGAAGAAGAUCAGGGGGUCUUCUCGAAGGCGCUUUGCGUUUGAGAUAUUUCCUAGAUGUCUAUGCUACUAGUUCGUGAUACCCGUUCUCCUCUCUCGUCUCGUCCCCUCUCUUGUGUACCCAAUCUGUCCUCUCGUCUCGUUCUCCUCCUUCUCACCGCUUUCUGUCUAUCUGCGGUACCACGCUCAACACCCUGUUCCUGGCAGUUUAUGGUUGCUUCGCAGAUUGGCGGCGGCGGAGGCAGCGGGCGGGACAAAACGUUAGAUAUAAGAUUGGUUAUUGGCUGGGCGUCUGGGUAUUGGCUCGCCUCUCCUCGGACAUACUAAAUACAUCACAUUACAAUUCGCUCAUUCGCUCUUUUCUUCGUUCGCUUAGAUUCGUAAUAAUAAUGUACCUAGAUAAUAUGUAGCUAGC